Molecule: messenger RNA, 1494 nt
Organism: Carassius carassius (crucian carp)
Lineage: Eukaryota; Metazoa; Chordata; Actinopteri; Cypriniformes; Cyprinidae
Product: opsin-VA-like
Exons: 5
Coding region: 121-1251 (376 amino acids)
Biological process (GO): visual perception; G protein-coupled receptor signaling pathway
Cellular component (GO): membrane; photoreceptor outer segment
Molecular function (GO): G protein-coupled receptor activity
Source: RefSeq, a predicted model, not a curated record
UCCCGCUGAUGAUGUAGAGGACAAACCCAGAGACCAUCACACAAACAGUGUGCAUUAACGGUGCACGCGCACUUCCUCCAGAUGUAGGCUCGGGUUGAUUGUGUCGAGUGGCUCGGAGCGAUGGGCUCGUUCGCUGCGGCGGUGAACGGCGUGUCUCACACCGAGGACCCGUUCUCCGGACCUCUCACAUCCAUCGCACCCUGGAACUACCGAGUCCUGGCGGCGCUGAUGUUCGUGGUGACCUCUGUGUCUCUGUGCGAGAACUUCACCGUGAUGCUCGUCACCUUCAGGUUCAAGCAGCUCCGACAGCCGCUCAAUUAUAUCAUCGUCAACCUGUCUCUGGCGGACUUCCUCGUGUCUCUGAGCGGCGGAACCAUCAGUUUUCUCACCAACUAUCACGGCUAUUUCUUCUUGGGAAGAUGGGCUUGUGUUUUGGAGGGAUUCGCAGUCACCUUUUUUGGAAUCGUUGCUCUGUGGUCUCUGGCCGUCCUGGCGUUCGAGCGGUUCUUCGUCAUCUGUCGGCCGCUGGGGAACAUCCGUCUGCUAGGAAAGCACGCAGCUCUGGGUCUGCUCUUCGUCUGGACCUUCUCCUUCAUCUGGACCAUUCCUCCUGUCCUGGGCUGGAGCAGCUACACCGUCAGCAAGAUCGGCACCACCUGCGAACCCAACUGGUAUUCAGGAAAUAUCCAGGAUCACACCUUCAUCAUCACAUUCUUCACCACCUGCUUCAUCUUUCCUCUCGGUGUGAUCAUCGUCUGCUACUGCAAACUGCUCCAAAAGCUCAGAAAGGUGUCUAACACGCACGGCAGGCUGGGUAAUGCCAGGAAGCCGGAGCGUCAGGUGACUCGUAUGGUGGUUGUGAUGAUCGUGGCCUUCAUGGUGGCCUGGACUCCGUACGCUGCGUUCUCCAUCGUGGUCACAGCCCUUCCCAGCAUUCACCUGGACCCCCGGCUGGCAGCCGCUCCGGCGUUCUUCUCCAAAACCGCAGCGGUUUACAACCCCAUCAUCUACGUGUUCAUGAACAAACAGUUCAGGAAGUGUGUGGUUCAGCUUUUGAGCUGUAGGGACAUCACCGUCAUCGAGGGAAACAUCAACCAGACCACCGAGCGUGCAGGUAUGACCAAUGAGAGCAACACAGGAGAGAUGUCUGCCAUCGCCAGAAUCGUCCCAUCUAAGACAGAAGAGCAUCCCAAUGAACGCAGCUCCUGCGUCCAAAUUCCCAUUCCUGAGAACAAAGUAUGUCCGAUGUGAAGACACGUGCCAACACGCUUGUCACUCAUGUUUUUCGGAUGAAUGCAUAUUUUCUCUUGAAUUCGGGCAUCCAAACUUUAGUCUAAAAAUCAUUGAUCUAGCAUUAAAUUCUGGCAUUGAAAUAUGCAGUGUUGGGGAUGAAACUAUCUGCAAACUACCCUUAAAAACGAAUUCACUACAAAAACAAGAAGGUGGCUAAAGAGCGAUAUCUUUUAAAAUAUAAUUUGCAUUUAUUUGAAAGCU